Messenger RNA from Suncus etruscus (white-toothed pygmy shrew), 456 nucleotides. RefSeq names its product caveolin 3 (gene CAV3). Lineage: Eukaryota; Metazoa; Chordata; Mammalia; Eulipotyphla; Soricidae. Bases 1 to 456 code for a protein of 151 amino acids. The record is from RefSeq and is a predicted model, not a curated record. Gene Ontology annotation, biological process: regulation of membrane depolarization during cardiac muscle cell action potential; caveola assembly. Gene Ontology annotation, cellular component: caveola. Gene Ontology annotation, molecular function: connexin binding; transmembrane transporter binding; molecular adaptor activity. The transcript has 2 exons.
AUGAUGACAGAAGACCACAGUGACCUCGAGGCCCAGAUCGUGAAGGACAUUCACUUCAAGGAGAUUGACUUGGUGAAUAGGGACCCCAAGAACAUCAAUGAGGACAUAGUGAAGGUGGACUUUGAGGAUGUGAUCGCUGAGCCUGUAGGCACCUACAGCUUCGACGGUGUGUGGAAGGUCAGCUAUACCACCUUCACCGUGUCCAAGUACUGGUGCUACCGCCUGCUGUCCACGCUGCUGGGCGUGCCACUGGCACUGCUCUGGGGCUUCCUGUUUGCCUGUAUCUCCUUCUGCCACAUCUGGGCAGUGGUGCCCUGCAUCAAGAGUUACCUGAUCGAGAUCCAAUGCAUCAGCCACAUCUACUCCCUCUGCGUGCGCACCUUCUGCAACCCCGUCUUCGCCGCCCUAGGCCAGGUGUGCAGUAGCAUCAAGAUCUUGCUGCGGAAGGAGGGAUGA